Molecule: messenger RNA, 393 nt
Organism: Macrosteles quadrilineatus (aster leafhopper)
Lineage: Eukaryota; Metazoa; Arthropoda; Insecta; Hemiptera; Cicadellidae
Exons: 3
Coding region: 19-393 (124 amino acids)
Molecular function (GO): oxidoreductase activity, acting on paired donors, with incorporation or reduction of molecular oxygen; iron ion binding; monooxygenase activity
Source: RefSeq, a predicted model, not a curated record
CGCCGCCACUUCCUACCAAUGUUCCACGGCAGCAGCCUGGAGUACAUCGUCCCCUCAUCCAAUCUCCGAGGGAGAGAAAUCGUGGAAUUUCUCAGAGAGCAAUGUUCACACUCUGCUUUGGACGUGCUCCCCUUCAUGAGAAUUAAAACCUUUCAGAACAUCUGCAACCUUAUGUUUGGAGAUGAAACACCUGAAAGUAUUCCACAAGAACCAGAAUUACUUGAACGCAUUGUGAAAAACAUAGUAUGGGGGUUUGAGCUGUGGAGUCGAAGAAUAGCUACACCUUGGCUCUUUUCAAACCGUAUAUUUAAUCUCCUUUACAAGAAAGAUAUUGAAGAGAUAACAGAAGUUCACCAACAUUUCCUAAAAGCCCCUGUUGAGGUAAAUUUCUGA